AUGGCUACGAACUUUACGACCAAGGACCUGGCUCCCCGGCCCCUGCCGCAGAUGCCGGAAGACCCAGUGGAGGAGGCUGUGCCACUGCCAAGUCCCGGUGUGUUUGAGACAAGCGCGGAGCUCAUCCCGGGCCUUUCCGAGCCACGCGUGAAUGCGCGCUUCGCUCCGCCGCCGCACCCGGAGCUCACAGCUGAGUUGGGUCCGAUGAUCACGGCUGCUCCAGGUCCGAAGCCUCUGACACCGCCGGGACCUAGGCCGCUGUCUGGCGCGACUCCAGGGCCGCGCCCUCUCGGAACGCCGCAGGGGCAGCGUCCGGAGACUGGACCGGGUUCCAUGGGUCCCAUCCCUGGAACUGGUCCACCCGGUCCAUUGCCGGGUCCCCCGGGUCCUCGUCCGGGUUCUGCACCUGCGCCUGGCCCAAUGGCUGGUCCUUCUGGCCCUAAGACUGGACCUUCUGGUUUGAUGCCUGGACCUUCUGGCCCCAUGGCUGGUCCUUCUGGCCCUAGGACUGGACCUUCUGGUUUGAUGCCUGGACCUUCUGGCCCCAUGGCUGGUCCUUCUGGCCCUAAGACUGGACCUUCUGGUUUGAUGCCUGGACCUUCUGGCCCUAUGGCUGGUCCUUCUGGCCCUAUGUCUGGACCUUCUGGUUUGAUGCCUGGACCUUCUGGCCCCAUGGCUGGUCCUUCUGGCACGAAGACUGGACCUUCUGGUUUGACUAUGGCUGGACUGUCGGGCAUGCCUGGACCUUCAGGUCCUAUGGCUGGGCCUUCUGGCCCAUCUUUUGGGCCAGCUGUUGCCGGCACACCCCCCUCUCGCAGCUUCGAGAGCCAAGGGACCUCCUCUGAGAAGCUCAAGAAGAGGACUGCGAAAUCCGACGGCAAAUCCGAGUCUUCAUCCCUUCUGGCACCGAGAGCUACUGCCAGCGCAAGUCCAAGCGAAAGCCUCUUGGCAGUCGGCUAG
Messenger RNA from Symbiodinium sp. CCMP2456, 960 nucleotides. The record is from the annotation of a GenBank genome assembly. Lineage: Eukaryota; Dinophyceae; Suessiales; Symbiodiniaceae.